AAAAAAAAAAGGGAAGAGAUUGAGAAAUAAUGCUUCUUCGGCCCAAUGCUCGACCACUCUGUCUCUCUUCACUCUCCUUCCACGCGAGGAGGAGCUAUAGAUCAAAGUGCGCAAGCAAAGAUAUGGCUCAAGACGAAUUAGAUUCUUCGAGAACUAAGACGCGUGCUGAUUUUCGAUUAUGCAGUGUAUCAAGUUACACGACUGAAUUGCUGGAGAUUAGCGCCGAUGAUCCUAAGAUUCAUGUUUUGUUCAUCCCUGGAAAUCCAGGUGUUGUUUCAUUUUAUAAGGACUUCGUGGAAUCACUGUACGAGUUUCUCGGAGGACAUGCAUCUGUAACAGCUAUCGGGCACAUAUCACACACGAAAAAGAACUGGGAGCGUGGAAAGCUAUUCUCAUUAGAAGAACAAAUUGAUCAUAAGAUGGAUUACAUCAAGCAGGAGCUAGAAAAUACUGAAGUUCCUAUAUUACUGGUUGGGCACUCUAUUGGUUCAUACAUAGCUAUUGAUAUGCUUAGGAGGUCCUCAGAGAAGGUGGCAUAUUGCAUUGGGCUAUAUCCAUUUUUGGCACUCAACCCACAAUCCAAGGAGCAGUCUAUUAUUGGGAAGAUCACAGCGUCACGAGUUUUAAGUGUUUUAGUUAGUGUCAUUGUGGCAUCAUUGGGAUUUUUACCAGUCAGGGCUUUGAGGUUUAUUUUGACAAACUCUCUCGGGAAGUCAUGGUCAGCUGCGGCAGUUGAGGCUGCUUGCUCACACUUGGUGCAGUAUCAUACUAUGCGGAAUGUAAUCUUUAUGGCAAUGACAGAGUUCAGAAAGCUUACAGAAACACCAGAUUGGGCAUUUGUAAGAGAAAAGCAGGAGAAACUGGCAUUUUUGUUUGGUGUUGAUGAUCACUGGGGUCCACUUCAAAUGUUUGAAGAGAUUUCCAAGCAUGUCCCGGGCAUUGCUCUAUCAAUUGAGAGGGUCCAUACUCAUGCUUUCUCUUGCACUGAGGCUGGUUCAUCAUGUGUUGCAAAGUAUACAGCAAGCUUGAUCGAGAAUAAAUUAUUGCGUUCAAGGCAGUAAGCAAUAAUGUUGUUGCUGCCCUUGUACAGAACCAUUCUACUCAUUGUGAUAUAUACUUUAGAAAGGAAAAUCCAAAACUACCCGCAUGCCUACAAAAUCAUCGACAGAAGAUUGCUUCCUUUGUUUGAAUCGCCCCGUGACCAGCACCGUAGUUAACGGCUCCAUUUUAGAUUAUACUAAUAGAACGUAAUUUUCUCGCAACGAGACCAACAUCACGGACGACAUGAUGCCUAAAUGGAAUAUUUAAGUCAUGAACAUCAUCAAUAUGAUAUGUAUCUUUUUUCAUCAUGUAACUUGCAGCGAUGGAGCAUCCAUUUAUAUGUAAAAUUGUCAACCAAAUUCUUAAAAAGCAUCUUCAUUCUGUUCUCUAAACCAAA
Messenger RNA from Alnus glutinosa, 1438 nucleotides. RefSeq lists its product as uncharacterized. The transcript has 14 exons. NCBI's taxonomy places the organism in Eukaryota, Viridiplantae, Streptophyta, Magnoliopsida, Fagales, Betulaceae. Gene Ontology annotation, biological process: lipid storage. Bases 30 to 1061 code for a protein of 343 amino acids. The record is from RefSeq and is a predicted model, not a curated record. Gene Ontology annotation, molecular function: lipase activity. Gene Ontology annotation, cellular component: lipid droplet.